Messenger RNA from Lecanosticta acicola, 1054 nucleotides. NCBI's taxonomy places the organism in Eukaryota, Fungi, Ascomycota, Dothideomycetes, Mycosphaerellales, Mycosphaerellaceae. The record is from the annotation of a GenBank genome assembly.
AUGGCGCCGAUUGCGGGCAUCUCCCACCUGCUGAAUCCCCUCGCGACUUCGCUCCAAUUGGAGACCUCUGCUAGUCAGCUGGACGGCGUGCCUAAGGAUCUCGAGGACACCAUUCGCUUUGAAACCGCGCGACUCACACAGGCAGCUGGCAUCCUCCUCAGGUUGCCUCAGGAGAUCAUAGCUCAGUCCAUCAUACUUCUCCAGCGCUUCUGGCUUGGCCCUGACGGUGGCAGUCUGCUCGAGCACGAUGCAAAGGUCUGUGCUCCUCGUCCAUUCUGGCAGGCCUGUGAAACUUAAUGGGCGUCGAAUCUGACCCACAUGCAGGACGUCGCAGCUGCAUGCCUAUUCUUGACAGCCAAACCAUCUGCAAAUGCCAAGACCCCGCGCCAGAUACUCACCACCUUCGCCUAUCUCUCAAGCAUGCAGCCUGGACAAAUUUCCUCCACCACGAUCGAAGACAAGCUGAGCUCAUCCUGGCGGCUGUCGGACGGCGAGUAUGAGAUCGCCAGGAGCACGCUCUAUGACGUCGAAGCACACGUCUUGCGUGCUCUUGGAUUCCAAACGCACGUUGUGUUGCCGUACACGCUCUGCAUCAACUAUCUUCAAGCUCUCGAUGUUUUCAAGACGGGAGCGGCAGGAUCUCUCGUAGCAAAGGCCGCUUUCGCCCGCCUGAAUAGCGCACUGCUAUCUCCACAACUGCUGUAUCUCACGCAUCAGCCAUCGGCCCUCGCGACCGCUUCCAUCUACCUCGCGGCCCGAGAGACGGACGUCAAGCUGCCAGAGGUAGAAUGGUGGGAAGUCUUCGAUGUCGAUCGGGAGGAACUCGGCUUCCUGAUCGUAGCCCUUCUGAGUGUGAACAGCUACGCCGUCGAGGUACGUUGAAUUGACUCUGUCAAACCAUCUCCACCAGACCACUCGAAGUCAACCUUGAGCUAACCUUUCUCGGCAGGUGACCCGAAACUGGGCCACGAGAAAAGUUCCGAUGAGUGUCGACGAAGUUCAGGCUGAUAUCGAGCGACAUCAAAUGCUGGAAUCUGAACCCUCCAAGCAGUGA